AUGUGUGAAGACGUUCUAAGAGAGAUCAGUCUCAACACGGGGAGUAGCCUAUAUCCCGAGCAUGCUUUCCCCAUCUCUGCUGAGGAUUCGAGAUUCUCAAUUGAUGUUGAAGAGACUGAAAAGUACCUAGAGGUAUUUCAAACAUUGGAGGAGUUAUUUUUGAAGGCUUAUAAGGUUAUGGAUAGAGAACUCAGUAGCUAUACCAAUAUCGAUUGCUUCUGUAGUGGAACAACAGAAGUAACCAUGGUUAAACAGGGUAAGAAUUUUGUUAUUUGUAACAUUGGGAACUCUAGAGCUGUGCUGGCUACGAGACGCGGGGAUGAUUCUCUCACUGCAGUGCAAUUGACCGUAGAUCUUAAGCCCAAUUUACCAGCGGAGGCUGAGAGGAUUCGCAAAUGUAUAGUGCGAGUGUUUUCUCUUCUAGAUGAGCCGGAUGUUGCAAGAGUGUGGAUGCCAUAUAACAACUCUCCUGGGCUUGCCAUGACUCGUGCUUUCGGAGAUUUUUGCCUCAAGAAUUUUGGUGUCCUCUCACUCGAUCACUCGUUGAAGAAGCCGUUUGAGCCUGGAAGAUUACCGUACCCAACUUGUAGAGUCAAUGACUGUGCAUUUGUCUGCCUCUUCCUUGAUUCAAACCCGAAUAAUUUCUCUACUGCUUCUAGUACAAAAGACAAGGACAAGGCUUUUAUCUCAAUGGAAAUGAGUGAAGUUAGCAAUGAUAUGGAUGGUGUCUCCAGUCCACCAGCGUUGAAUCGUUCCAGUACUGUUCGAGAAGGUGAAGAGGUUUCAGCAAGCAUCAAAGAGGAAGCCUCGGAACAGGACCUAAGAUGGGAAAAGUCUCGGGUGAUCACAGUAAUGACAUUACCAAGUUGGAGGAGGAAGAAGAAAUAUCUGUUGGCCGGUGUUCCUGGUGCUGGUGGAUUUGAUGCUGUCACUUUGGGGGCUUCAAGCAAGAGUUUGCUCAAUGUUCUUGCUAUGAUAGUGACGGAAGGUGUGUCUUGGGAAGACAAUGAUCCCCGAGCAAAGGAAAUUACUGCAGCUGUUUCUUCGAUCCAACUUCAAUAUUUUCAUCAUGCUAUGUGA
Messenger RNA from Solanum dulcamara, 1080 nucleotides. Its product is annotated as probable protein phosphatase 2C 33. The transcript is spliced from 5 exons. Gene Ontology annotation, molecular function: protein serine/threonine phosphatase activity. The record is from RefSeq and is a predicted model, not a curated record. The coding region runs from base 1 to 1080 and encodes 359 amino acids. Lineage: Eukaryota; Viridiplantae; Streptophyta; Magnoliopsida; Solanales; Solanaceae. Gene Ontology annotation, biological process: protein dephosphorylation.